This is a messenger RNA of Myxocyprinus asiaticus (Chinese sucker), 1012 nucleotides long. RefSeq names its product glyoxalase domain containing 5 (gene glod5). Lineage: Eukaryota; Metazoa; Chordata; Actinopteri; Cypriniformes; Catostomidae. The transcript has 5 exons. The coding region runs from base 16 to 510 and encodes 164 amino acids. The record is from RefSeq and is a predicted model, not a curated record.
CGCUCUUUAUUCUCAAUGUUAUUAUGGCUCUACGCGUAUGCAGCACUUUUCUGCGUUCUUCCUCGACCUAUUUUUCCAUCAGUUCUUAAUGGACUCACAUCAGUGCGGUUCAGAAGUUCCUGUCCAGUUCACAUCAGUCGUUUGGACCACCUUGUGCUCACAGUUCGUGACCUAAACAAAACCACUAACUUUUACACCACAGUUUUGGGGAUGGAGGUCGUCACUUUUAAGGGUGAUCGUAAAGCUUUGAGUUUUGGAGAGCAAAAGUUGAACCUGCAUCAGGUUGGGAAAGAGUUUGAACCUAAAGCCAAAAUCCCAACACCUGGAUCCGCUGAUCUGUGCCUCAUCACCAAAACCCCCUUGGCAACUGUUGCUGCCCACCUCAAGGCAUGUGGAGUGACAAUAGAGGAGGGUCCAGUUGACAGAACCGGCGCAGUGGGUCCGAUCACCUCCCUGUAUUUUCGGGACCCUGAUGACAAUUUAAUCGAAGUCUCCAACUACCAAAAAUAGACUUAAGGGGGAGCAGUUUCAUUACUUUAAGAUGAAUGCGACUCAGUACACAAAAAGUUAUUUUGAAUGUAAAAAGAUACAGCACUUCCAACAAGCCUUAAAUAGCCCUUAACUGGUUGUAUCGGGUGUGCUGAAGUUCCUUAUUCUCAUGAUUUCCUAGUGUGCCUCCCUCAAACAAUUUCAUUCCAAGCACACUUAGACCCAAGUCUAUACAUGAUAUAAAGUAGUAAUCUUGCUGUGACGUUAAAUUAAAUUUAAAGCCGUUGAGGUCUGGAAAGUAGCUCUGUCCAUAUUUGCUUAAAAAGCACCUAAAUCCAAAGAAAAAGUCCUUAUCUUGUAAUUCCAUUGAAAUAACUGAGUAAAAGGUUCGUACAAUUUUACAACACUAAAAUGUCUGAACAUUUUUUUGCUUACUUUUUCAUUUCAUCAAGAGACACUGUAAUCUUGUGAUUUAUUCAUAUGCUGUCUUUUAAAAAUAUUUAAAAUGUUUUUACCCAUCAUA